Messenger RNA from Pocillopora meandrina, 3126 nucleotides. NCBI's taxonomy places the organism in Eukaryota, Metazoa, Cnidaria, Anthozoa, Scleractinia, Pocilloporidae. The record is from the annotation of a GenBank genome assembly.
AUGGCUUGUGUUCUCAUACCGUUCCGUCGGAAAAAAGCAAGAGCUGAUAAUUUUUUAAUCACAGCAUCUGUUUCGCUAUUGAAUGUCGAAUUACGCAAGAAAAGGUGGUAAGGGACAAGAUAAAGUAUUUUCUUUCUCUCUUUUCUAUUAAGAGUUUAGCCUUCGAAGCUACUUGUCUCACUAGAGUCAGACUUUUUUUUACUUUUCUGAUUAGAAAAUGAUCAAAAGUUAAACUCUGACGAAGCGUACAAUUUCGAAAACAAUAUGAAUUUCACUAGGAUUAAUUGAAUUGAGGAAAAAAUAUGCGUUUUAGAAUUUGGCUGAGUUCGAUUUCACUGUUGAAUUCCGCGUGAGACUUAAGCAACAGAAACAAAGGGUCUUUCCCCAAACUGAAUAUUGUUUGCCCUUUGAAGUUGCAAGACUCGGUAAAAAACAAAUACUUAGCUAAUUGGUAUUUUUCACGGCGGUGCUGCGAGAGAAAGUUUUUGAUAACGGUCAAUCAUUAACAGCAAGGGGGGAGGGAGGGGUAAGUUUUACUAGUUACCAGUCUUGGCAUUAAGACAUCAUGGCGGCCGCCUUGAAGCUAUGAUGUACUUCUUUGCCUUUUGUCAUAUUCCAAAAUGACAAAAGAUGUAAGUGCAUCUCAGACCUUGAAUCAUAAAACGUCAAUCGUUUAUAUAGGGAUAGAAUCCGCACUGAACAGAAAUAUGGCUAACUAUGGCAACUUUCUCACAUUAUGCAGACAUUCUUGUUUUGUUCUUCAACUAGGUAUCCCCACAAGCUUGCAGUUUUUUGGAAAAAAAGGAAAGCGAAAUACAGUACAAAGGUAGUCAGUGUAGACUUUGGAUCUCUGUUCUUUCUCUCUUAGCUCAUUAAACGUUAUUGAUGUCUUAAUCGUCAGUUUGAGUUAAAGAAAUAUUUCUUGCAAUACUUUUUUUCUCUCAGCCUUUAGCAUGGUUUGGAGGUGUUGCAAAUGAUUAUCGUGGUGUUCAUUUUUGGCCUGAGCCUGAUCCAGUAGCUGGUAAACUUACUCUCCUCAAGGUAAGUUUUGAACAAAGGCAACAUGAGGUAGAAAUUUGAGGACAGAUUUCCUUAAAGUGCCACAGUAUUUGGAAACGAAAUUUUAGUCCAAAAGACUUGCCUUCGUCAUAGUUUCUUUUUUUGAAACCAUCGUUUUCGUAAACACGUUAUACCUACUUACUGAAGCCUUCUUUGCUUUUUAUUUGGCUUGCUCCUUCCUCCAAUUCAAUUUGCGUUACGUUUUAAGAAAUUUUGAAAUAAAAACAGUCCAUCUUAAUGUUAAAUCUAUUAUAACUUUCAUUCUAAAAGUUCAAAGCACAGCAACUGAAGAGAAAAAAAAAUUAUGAAACGCUAUUGAAUUUAUGAAACGUUUGAGGACAUAUGAUUAAAUUUAUAUUGCCAAAGCCAUUAUAUGAACUUUAUUUCACAAUAACACUUCCUGGAGGUUAAAAGACACUGGACAGGCAAAAUUAAUAGGGACCUUAACCAGUCAGGAGAGUGAUGCCUAGGAAGACAAAUUGAUUAAAAAUAGAUCUAAAUUUUUUGUUUUGAAUUUCCUUAAUAGCAGCAUGAAUGCUUUUACUGUCUCUAACAGUGCCACAUCUCAACCUCUGUAUAAUGUGUGUGAGCCACAUUGAGUUCCAUAUUGAAAGUGAAAUAAUUUUCUGUCAGUGUUCCUGUACACAGACCACGUCAAAUUUGAUUUGACUUCAACAUGAAAAAAGUUCUAAAUGCUAGUGCUUAGCUAUUGUUCUGCUCAUUUGGUCUUUUGUUUUGUCACAUCUUCGAUUCCAUUGUUCUUGUGGUUUGUUCAAGGUCCCUAAUAUUGUUGUUAUCAAGUUUGUUUCUUUAUUUUAAAACAAUAUUUAUUUGUAUUUGUAGAACUCAGAGGAUGAAAUGACAGAAUAUCUAGAAAAGCAGUGGAAUAUUUUCAUCUGUAAUGUAAGCUUUUCCUUUUCAAUAUUAUGCAAGCAUGUAGUCACUCUUUGAUAUUAUUUUCACUCCAGGCAGUUUGGAGUAAAUCUGAACACUUUUCAUCUUCCUCUUGCUUCUUUGAAAUCAUUAGGUGUCCCCCAGUGGUUGUCACCAGCUUCUGGCCACUGGCUGUAUUGAUAUCAGUAAUUACAUUACAGAGAUGCCUAGAAAAGUGGAAGUUACUGUCACUCUUAAGCCAGCAAUCAAGAAAGUUGUUUCUGGUAAAAUUGAGUUUGAAUUAUCAUGGAUUAUCCAGGAAGAUGACAGAGUUGUUCAGUGAGUAUUCUUCCGUAAUUUCCAUAGCUAGUUAUUGUAGUGAUCAUCCACCUUAUGUUUGGCAUUUAAAAGUUAGUUACUUGAUCAUGAACUUGAUCAAUAAACUUUCAAAGUGAGAUAUUAUCAUUUUGCUGCAUAAUCACAAGGGUCAACUAAAAUCUAAAGUUUAGUUGCUCAAUGGUUUUUAUUCAUGCAGUUAUUAUUUGUUUUGUCUAAAAGUAAUUGUAUUGUGAAAUUCCAUUAACUCUUUUGCAUUACCUUUACAGUCCCACAGAUGAAGAGAUAUGGGAAGAGAUAAUGCAGGAGGUCAGGGAGGAACAAGCAAGAAGAAAAGCUGAGGGAAAGACAGCAAAACAAAAAUCUUUGAAAAAAAGAAGGCACAGGAAAUGUGGCUGCUCAAGUGAUACAGACAUUGCAACUGAAGAAGACAAAAAGAAAGAUAAAAGCAAUAAAGUUGGCUGCUCAAGUGGUACAAAAAUUGCUGUUGCUGGGGAAGAUAAAGAAACUAUUGAACAACAAGGUGGCAUCUUCCCAAAUGCUGAACCUCAGGUGGAUCCCUCAUCUGGCAGCAAUACCAAAGUGGGGUCAGGAAAGGUCGGGAGGCAGUCUUCACCUCAUCAUGCACAUCUUAACCCUGUUUCACCCCAAACACACCCACCUGCUAGCCAGGGUCUGCCAUUAGAGAGUGAAAGAGAAAAAAAGAGGUGCAAAGUGAAAGGAACCUUCAUAAAACUGUCAGGUUUCAAAUUGAUGAACAGCCUGAGGUAUUACAUCUUGUUGUACAUGAUGAAGAAGCACUGGCCUCCUUGUCUGUGUUGUCUUCAGAAACUGUUUACAGAGAAACAGUUUUCAUAA